This is a messenger RNA of Leucoraja erinaceus (little skate), 4202 nucleotides long. RefSeq names its product mucin-1. The record is from RefSeq and is a predicted model, not a curated record. Bases 1244 to 1795 code for a protein of 183 amino acids. NCBI's taxonomy places the organism in Eukaryota, Metazoa, Chordata, Chondrichthyes, Rajiformes, Rajidae. The transcript has 5 exons.
AUACUCAGACGUUUCUGUGUCUUGUGUGAGUCGGUCUGACGAAGGGUCUCGACAGGAGACGUCACUCAUUUCCUUCCCUCCGGAGAUGUCGCCCGUCCCGCUGAGUUACUCCAGCGUUUUGUGUUUGGUGUGCAAGUGUGUACAUCGCAACGAAACAAAUUGUCCCGGGACAUGUCUAGACCAGUCAUUGUUGGAUUCUGGCUCCUUGCUGGUUUCUGGCUGAAUUAUUGCUCAAACCAACUUUUUUCUUAAUUAACAAAACUGGCUUUCCCACGCUAGCUGUGUUUCUGGGAACUCGGAAAGAGACGCCAAACUGGGAAUUAGAUCCCAACACAUCUGUGGACUGUGGUACAGCAGGCAGUGAAGAAAGCUAAUGGAAUGUUGGCCUUCAUAACAAGAGGAUUUCAGUAUAGGAGUAGAGAGGUUCUUCUGCAGUUGUGUAGACAAUAGGUGCAGGAGGAGGCCAUUCGGCCCUUUAAGCCAGCACCGCCAUUCAUUGUGAUCAUGGCUGAUCAUCCCCAAUCAGUACCCCGUUCCUGCCUUCUCCCCAUAUCCACUGACUCCGCUAUCUUUAAAAGCCCUAUCUAGCUCUCUCUUGAAAGCAUCCAGAGAACCGGCCUCCACCAGGCAGAGAAUUCCACAGACUCACAACUCUCUGUGAGAAAAAGUGUUUCCUCGUCUCUGUUCUAAAUGGCCGACCCCUUAUUCUUAAACUGUGUGUGUGUGUGGCCCCUGGUUCUGGACUCCCCCAACAUCGGGAACAUGUUUCCUGCAUCUAGCGUGUCCAAGCCCUUAACAAUCUUGUAUGUUUCAAUGAGAUAUCCUCUCAUCCUUCUAAACUCCAGAGUGUACAAGCCCAGCCGCUCCAUUCUCUCAGCAUAUGACAGCCCCGCCAUCCCGGGAAUUAACCUGGUGAACCUACGCUGGGCUCCCUCAAUAGCAAGAAUGUCCUUCCUCAAAUUAGGGGACCAAAACUGCACACAAUACUCCAGGUGUGGUCUCACUAGGGCCCUGUACAACUGCAGAAGGGCCUCUUUGCUCCACUGCUCGACGAUUCUUGUUGUGAAGGCCAACAGGCCAAAACUGCACACAAUACUCCAGAUGUGGUCUCACUAGGGCCCUGUACAACUGCAGAAGGGCCUCUUUGCUCCACUACUCGACGAUUCUUGUUGUGAAGGCCAACAGGCCAUUGGCUUUCUUCUCUGCCUCGGUGUCUAACUCCACUGUAAACUUUCUGUUCCAGAUGGAUCUGGCUUAUCAAUGUGACACCUGCCCACUCCGCGGAAUGUACACCGGCUCGGCGGUCCGUAGCUUCAGAUCGGGAUCGGUUAUUGCUGAUGUGGCGGCCAACUUUAACGAUUCCGCUACAAACCAGAAUCAGGUCCUGGACGGUUUUAACGACGCGUUGGUUGGUGGCGAGAUCGAUGGUUUGAGGAUCGACCGAGUAAGAGUGGAUCUGGCCACACCUCCCACCACUGCGGCCCCAACUGAAGAGAGUUUUGUGGUGCCAGGAUGGGGAAUCGCUCUACUGGUCAUCGCUUGUGUUGUCCUCCUCAUCCUUCUGGUUGCCAUCAUCCUGUUUUUGAUCUACUUUUGCCGGCGUAGAACGCGCAAGCAGUUUGAACUGUUCGGCUCUCGAGGGUCGUACGUGCCCAUGGCUGACCGUAACGAAUAUCCACACUACACAUCGCACAGCAGGUUCACAGCACCCGAAGCUGGCAAGGAACAGGUAUCCCGUAACGGGAAGAACACUUACUCCUACACCAACCACGCCGCGGAGUCCGACAACUUGUGAGCGGGAAGCGCGAGGUGCGGGAAAGCCGCCUCCGACGCACCACGCAGUCCGACGGCGGCGACCAAAGUGGUUAUUUUAUAUCCAUUAUUAUUAUUAUCUUAUCUUCAAAAAAGAACUUUCAAAGAUAUCUUUUCAAAAGGAAUGUCGGAUUUCCUCAACUGCCAACGCCUGGAGCCGAGAACGAUGUGGGUGCUCGGUGAACUGUUUUGCACAUUUUUGUUUUAAUUAAGUGUAUGAUAUUCGGGGAGGGGGGUCGGGCUGAACUGGCUGCAAUUAAAUAAUGACGAGUGAUGGUAUAGGCUAUGGGAAGAGGACGGAAUGACCACUGAAAAGUAUGGGAGGGCAAGAAACGUAGACAAUAGGUGCAGGAGUAGGCCAUUCGGCCCUUCGAGCCUGCACCGCCAUUCAAUGUGAUCACGGCUGUUCAUCCAACACAGUAUCCCGUACCUGCCUUCUCUCCAUACCCCCUGAUCCCUUUAGCCACAAGGGCCACUAUCUUUGUAAUGAAUCAACGAAUGGAAUCCAUGUCUUCGAAAAUUGCUCUGGUUUUCCUGCUAAUACAAAUCUCAUAUUUUCAGGAUCCCCUUAGCCACAUCUAACUCCCUCUUAAAUAUAACCAAUGAACUGUGUGGCCUCAACUACCUUCUGUGGCUGAGAAUUCCAGAGAUUCACCACUCUCUGUGUGAAAAAAAAUGUUAUUCUCAUCUCGGUCCUAAAAGACUUCCCUCUUAUCCUUAAGCUGUGUGUGUGGCCCCUUGUUCUGGACUUCCAGAUUCAGAUUCAGAUUCAAUUUUAAUUGUCAGUGUACAGUACAGAGACAACGAAAUGCAUUUAGCAUCUCCCUGGAAGAGCGACAUAGCAAACGAUUUGAAUAAAUAAUAAUAAGUGUCCGGGGGGGGUGGUGAUUGGCAGUCACCGAGGUACGUUGUUGAAAAGCAAGUGGCCCGUACGGGGAUCGAACCCGCGACCUUGGCGUUAUUAGCACCACGCUCUAACCAACUGAGCUAACCGGCCCUACGCCCAACAUCGGGAACAAUCUUCCUGCAUCUAGACUGUGUGACCCCUUGUUCUGGACUUCCCCAACAUCGGGAACAAUCUUCCUGCAUCUAGCCUGUGUGACCCCUUGUUCUGGACUUCCCCAACAUCGGGAAGAAUCUUCCUGCAUCUAGUCUGUCCAACCCCUUGAGAAUUUUGUACGUUUCUAUAAGAUCCCCCCUCAAGUGUGUGUGUGUGUGUGUGUGUGGGACUGGUGUGUGUGGGGUGAAGAAGAUGGCUGUUUUGAACAAGAUGUGGUGGGGUAAAUGGCGGUCUGUGUAGUAUACCAAUUGCCCAAGUCCAUGCAAGUUGUAGUGGUGUACAAGAACCACUGCCGUAUGGUGUAGGAAGGACUAUGGAUGCUGGUGGCUCAAACCGAAGAUAGGCACAAAAGGCGGGGCACAAACUCAGUGGGGACAGGCAGCAUCUCUGGAGGGAAGGAAUGGGUCAGUCUAAAGAUGGUUCUCGACCUGAAACGGGUCAAGAACGGGUCUCUGGUUUGCUUGCUAGUUGACCUGCCCUGCCUUGUGGUACCGAACCACUGGGUCUCUGUGCAAACUGCAGUCCUGUCCAGGAAUCGCAAGGAAGGGGCUUAGCAUUCCUUGGUAGAGGCAGCUUCCAAAGUAUUGGAUUGGCUGUCUGCAGCAGGAAGAGAGGUGGCAGGCCCAGAUUGACUCCUCACUUCUCUGGAAGUAGGCCAUUCGGCCCUUCGAGCCUGCACUGCGCCACUCAAUAAGAUCAUGGCUGAUCAUCCAACUCGGUAUCCUGUACCUGCCUUCUCUCCAUACCCCCUGAUCCCUUUAGCCACAAGGGCCACAUCUAACUCCCUCUUAAAUAUAGCCAAUGAACUGUGGCCUCAACUACUUUCAUCCAAAACCAGUACUUUCUCUCCAUAUCCUUUGAUUCCGUUAGCCCCAAGAGCUAAAUCUACCUUGAACACAUACAGUGAAUCGGCCUCCACUGCCUUCUGUGGCAGAGAAUUCCACAGAUUCACAACUCUCUGUGUGAAAACAUUUUCUCUCAUCUCGGUCCUAAAUGGCCGACCCCUUAUUCGUAAACUGUGUGUGGCCCCUGGUUCUGGACUCCCCCAAGCAUCAGGAGCAUGUUUCCUGCCUCCAGCGUAUCCAAUCCUUUAAGAAUUUUAUAGGGUUCUAUAGGGUCUCCACUCAUCCUUCUAAAUUCCAGUGAAUACAAGCCCAGUCGAACGAUUUUUAUGUUUUCCCAUCAUUGUUGGCUGGCAACGUGACAAUAUAAUCUUUAAGAAGGAACUGCAGAUGCUGGAAAAUCGAAGGUAGACAAAAAUGCUGGAGAAACUCAGCGGGUGAGGCAGCAUCUAUGGAGCGAAUGAAAUGGGCAACGUUUCGGGUCGAGG